Cucumis sativus (cucumber) is the source of this 432-nucleotide messenger RNA. RefSeq lists its product as uncharacterized. NCBI's taxonomy places the organism in Eukaryota, Viridiplantae, Streptophyta, Magnoliopsida, Cucurbitales, Cucurbitaceae. The coding region runs from base 1 to 432 and encodes 143 amino acids. The record is from RefSeq and is a predicted model, not a curated record. The transcript has a single exon.
AUGUACAUAAAGCUUGAAACAACGAGACUUGAUUUCUAUAAAACACAACAAUCACAAAUUCGUUCGGAGUUGUAUCAAGGGAUCGUUGAUGUUGUAAAUGCAGGAGAAACGAGGGGAGACAAGGUUGGAAAACGUGUCGUUCUACCUUCAACUUUUAUUGGUGGUCCUAAAAACAUGCGACAUCGAUAUUUAGAUGCCAUGGCCUUAGUACAACAUUAUGGGAAGCCAGAUCUUUUCAUAACAAUGACUUGCAAUUCUGAAUGGAAGGAAAUAAGAGAAGAACUUAUGGAAGGACAACAAUCUCACGAUAGACCAGAUCUAACUUCAAGAGUAUCUAGAGGAAAGUUAAUGGACUUAAAAGACCAAAUUGUCCACAAGGAAAUAUUUGGAAAUGUGGACAAUUUGGAAAAGUUGCAGCAUUCGUAUAUGUGA